Messenger RNA from Nannospalax galili (Upper Galilee mountains blind mole rat), 655 nucleotides. RefSeq names its product (E3-independent) E2 ubiquitin-conjugating enzyme-like. Lineage: Eukaryota; Metazoa; Chordata; Mammalia; Rodentia; Spalacidae. The coding region runs from base 16 to 429 and encodes 137 amino acids. The transcript is spliced from 2 exons. The record is from RefSeq and is a predicted model, not a curated record.
CCCUGAACCCUGACAAUGGGAAGGUGUGCGUUAGCCUCCUGGGUACCUGGAUUGGAAAGGGGACCAGAGGUGGACGAGCAAAUCCAGCCUUCUCCAGGUGCUCAUCUCCAUCCAAGGAUGACCCUUGGGGAGGCCUCCCAAGGCUCAGACUCAGAGGGUGGUGCCCAAGGCCCAGCCUCAACCAGCAGGGACCACACGGAGCAGACUUCUGAGACAGCUCCCGAUGCAUCCGUGCCACCCAGUGUGAAACCAAAGAAACGGAGAAAGAGCUACCGAAGCUUCCUGCCCGAGAAGAGUGGCUACCCCGACAUCGGCUUCCCCCUCUUCCCCCUCUCCAAGGGCUUCAUCAAGAGCAUCCGGGGCGUCCUGACACAGUUCCGUGCUGCCCUGCUAGAGGCAGGUAUGCCUGAGAGCACAGAGGACAAGUAGCCACCAGCCCUAGAGGAGGAGCCUCACGGUGGGAGAGGCCAGCCGCUGCCUGCCCCCUCCCUCCCUGGAAUAGCCCCUCUUCCUGCCCCCCACCCUUGUCCCCAGUGCGAGCCCUCCACCGCCCUCUCUUCUCCGUGGCAAGUUUGAUGCUGAAGCGCAAGAAGUGUCCCGAGAUGCUGCGUUCUAUCCCGAAGCGAUGUUUCAAAAGGCAGGUCCCCUGAGGCAC